Molecule: messenger RNA, 7159 nt
Organism: Cryptotermes secundus
Lineage: Eukaryota; Metazoa; Arthropoda; Insecta; Blattodea; Kalotermitidae
Exons: 11
Coding region: 138-6890 (2250 amino acids)
Biological process (GO): mismatch repair
Cellular component (GO): mismatch repair complex
Molecular function (GO): protein binding; ATP-dependent DNA damage sensor activity; mismatched DNA binding
Source: RefSeq, a predicted model, not a curated record
GACACAGAUUAUGUUGAAUAUGGCGCGUAGCUCGAAAAGUUUCAUGCUUGGAUUUUUUUCAUCAUUUAGAUUUAGAUUUUAACUUAGUAUACGUGUUACAAUACUUGUUUCUAUAAACCUUUUUCUACAAUAUUGCAAUGGAAAGCAAAAGAAGUAUGGCCAUAUGCAAACUACCAGCAGAGGUGCAGUCUGCAUUAAGAAGUGGUGGUGUUAUUACAAGUAUGGCACAGUGUGUGGAAGAACUGGUAUUAAAUGCAAUUGAUGCAGGUGCCACAUCAGUUGCUAUCCGAGUACAUUUUAAAUUCCACAAAAUACAAGUUAUAGAUAAUGGAUGUGGCUUGAACUCUGCUCAACUUGACCUCAUUGGAACUAGGUAUAUGACUAGUAAAUGUCACUCCCUAGAGGAUCUUCAUAAUCACCUAGAUCAGUUUGGUUUUCGUGGGGAGGCAUUAGCAAGUCUGCGGGAAGUUUCGGGACUGCUGACAUUUGAGUCAAGACCUAAAGGAUGUGACAUUACAUACUGUAAGGUGUUUACGCAUGGUAAAUCACAUAAGGCAGGAAUUUCAAAAACCAUACGUCCUGGGCAAGGAACUACCAUUACAGUCCAUGACUUCAUGUAUAACAUGCCAGUCAGAAAGCAAAGAAUUCGAAGUGCUAUAGAUCUAGAAGAAAUAAAGUCACAUAUUGAAUGUAUUGCUCUCAUGCACCCACAGAUUUCAUUCAGUCUACGGAAUGAUACAGAUGGAAACAUAAUUUUGCACACUCGAAAAUGCAUGGACAUUAUUGGAGCUUUUUCAUAUCUUUUUGGUCAGACUGUUGCUCAGUCCCUUGUUGCUGUGAGUUCAACAUUAGGUCAAUUUAAAAUAAGUGGCUUCAUUAGCAAAGAGGCCCACCACCAAAAGAACUUACAGUUCAUAUACGUGAAUAAGAGGCUGAUUCUCAAAUCCAAGCUUCACAGGCUUGCAAACUCUGUGCUGGGUAAUAGUUUUAUUUUGAAAACAAAUGCCACAUCGCAUGACUGUCCCAUUUCUAAAGAAAGAUCCACUGGGCGAUGGCUUGCAUUCAGUCCUCCUGAGAAACGAGACAAGUAUGCAGUGUAUUUAUUGAAUGUUGAAUGCCCAUACCAUCUAUAUGAUAUUUGUCUUGAGCCAAAGAAGACUCUUAUUGAAUUCUGUGACUGGGAUGAAGUUCUCCAGUGUAUGGAGACGGCCAUAAGAUCAUUCUUAGAGAAGGAAUAUGCUGUUAAUUUCAGUCAAGAGAGUAGUAGAGAAAAGAACAACGGCAAUAACAUAUCAUCCCUUGUUAAGGAAAUGGAACAGUUGGAGGAAGAAUAUGCUCUUGGACAAUUGAAGACUCAGCGUGCUGAACCAACUGAGAUAAGUCUGGAAGGAAACUCAGACACACAUAAUCUUUCUGAAACUGUGACCAGGAAGAUGCUAAAUGUCUCUCGAGCAGUGUUUGGAAUGCCUGCAAAGAGGAAAGAUAAGAAUGAGGAUGUUUGUUAUGAAGAUAAUUUGUGUCUUCAGAGAACAGCUUUGACCUUUGAAGAAACUGAUAUAGCAUCUGAAAUUACAGUUGUAGUGAAGUCGGGUGUUAACAGAAACAGUGAUAGUGCACUGCCUGUCUGUACUCAGACUCCUGCAUUGGAUAAAUGCGGAUCAGAAAAUCCAUUUUCUUGUUCAGAAAAACAUGGUGCUACUCAGCAGAGCAAAACACCAUUGACUUGUGCCAUGAAGAGCAGUGCAAGACAUACAGGAAGAAGAAAUUUAAAUCAUUCAGUCAGUGAUCUUUCAGACAUUCCCUCAGUUGAAUCUAACUGUGAAAAGUCAUCAGUGCCAUGUAGACUAACUGAAACAGAUUCAGAUUUUUAUCCUACUCAAAGAUUUAGAAAUUUUAUUAAUCUGAGAACACAGCCGAAAUGUCGCUCAGAAUGUAUUGACCUUCCACCAAUAACAAAAUUCAGAGAAACUUUUCAUUGUAUAUCAGAUAUUCAAAUUCCCAUGCCUUUGAAAAAGUUUGAAUUUAAUUCUUUGCUGCAGUAUCUCGGUACUUCACAGUUGAUGAAAGAAUGUUUAAAUGGUAGAAAUAAAUGUGAUAAACCCAGUAUUAGUCUGAACUUGAAGGAUGUUACAGUUGGUGGCAGUGAAACAGCUCAGAAAAAUGUAUGUAGGUAUAAAGGUGCUAAUGGUAUUUUGUCUUCCAGAGUAUCAGCAAAUUUGAAGUGUUUGCUAGAAGGAAUAUCAAAGAAGCAUGCAGAAAUGAGAAAAGUGUUUAAUAAAGUACACAGUAAAGGACAUAAUAAUUAUAAGCUAUUAAUAGAUCGUUCAGUGCAACAUCCUUCAGUGCAGGAUGCUUCCAAAACAAUGAGCAGCAUAAAUGUUGCAAAGCCUAUCACACAGUGUGAAAAUACUGAAAACACAGAAGCAGCCAUCUUUAAAUUUGAAAAAAAUAUUUUUAAUUGGAGUACUGGUUUCUCAUACCAGUCCUUGAAGGCAAAAGAUGCAAGUAAUAUAGGCUCUUCCUCCAGUUUCAGAGGGCCUGUAUGUAAUGAGUUUAAUAUCCCUCAUAGAAAGAUCAUGGAAGUAGAAGAAUGUGCCCAAACUUUUGAUCUUGCAAGUACUUUGGAGGCUGAAAAAGUCGAGAAACUCUGGAGCAGUACACCGCACCGUGAUCAUGCACAGAAAACAACAGAUAAACAUGUUGCUGGAAGAGACAUAUCUUUGAUCCAGAAUAAUAAUGAUCAGGUCCAUAACCAGUUAGAAAUAAUCUAUCCUAAAAUUAAUGUUCAGAAGUAUGACACUAACAUUUACAGUGAAAAUAACAGUUCUUCAAAAAACUACUUCACAAGUUCUGAUUUUCUGUGUACCCUUGAAAGAGAAAGAGUGAAGAAAAUGAAAUUCACUACACAGAACAGUAUUCCUGUUUGUCAGGCAACAGAUUUUCAGAAUGAACACUGUGCAAACGCCAGGGCUUUUAAUUGCUCUAAGAAGUCACAUAAUAUACAAGCCUAUAGGAAGACUGUAAGAUUCAGUCCCAGUGAUAAGAGGAUUUUCAACAGUAAUGCUGAAGGCAGUACUGUACAGCUAUUCAGUAGUCCAAGUAAUUCAGACUGUGUGGUACGCAGUGUGAGUGUAGUAGAGGAAUGUGUCAGACCUGAUUUAGGAGCUGUUACAUGCAGACUUUCUCCUAAGUUAGACUUUGUGCAUCAGUUAGGCUGUAGAAAUGUAUUAACAUUUCUGAACACCAACUCAGAUAUGGUAUGUGAUGGAAAAUUAAUGAAGAAUAAUAUACAGCAUUCAGAUUAUAUGAAAAAUCGUCAUGUGGAUAAUUGUACAGAAGGAAUUCCUCGAAUGGUGUUAUCAUCAGACUGUGCUGUGCCCAGACAGCUACUUGGGAACAAUAUGAUUUUCAGUUCAGGCAAUGAAGCAGAUGUUGAAUCUUGUACUGAAACAGAACCAUGCUCUAGAAAAAGGAGACGUGUUACUAUAUUGUCCUUUAACAACAUUUAUGGAAACAAGAGGUUUUCCCGUCAUAAAAUCAACCAAAAAUAUUUGUAUCAACAGGCACGACAUAUUAAUGGAAGUUGUUCCGAGGAUUCUUUGAAGCGAAAAAUUUGCUAUCCGAUUGAGAAAUGUGAAAGUUGGAAAUGGAAUAUGUUAGCAAAGGAACUUCAUGGUGAAGGAGCUUCUGUAUUCUUCCAAGGGCAGGAAAACUGUGUGAGGUGUUUAUCAUCUGAUAGACAAAGAAGCAGGAGCAGAUUGGUUGAUGAAAGCCCACAGAUGUCUGUGCAUGAAAGAGUUUCCCAGAUACUGGAUGGCAGUAAUGAUACCAUUGCUUCAAGUUCUUGUAGCAGCUACAACCCAUCAUUGUCACAUUUCCACCGGACUGAUAACUGUAAAAUGAUAAUUAGUGAUUCAAGUUCUGAUCUUUCCUUGAAUAAGUGCAAUGUAACAUGCAGUGAAGUUCCAGGAAACCUUCCAUGUGUUCCAAACAGACUAGCAGUUUCUUCUAAUGGGAAUGAAACUGAAAGUGAAAUGUGUUGUUCACAAUUAUUAUCUGAUGCAGUUAAGGAAAUGGAGAUUACUGCAGGAAAUGAUGUUUUUAUUUCUUGUGGGCAGAUGGACUCCAGUGAAGUAGGAAAAAGAACAGUAGGUGUAUUAGAAAGUCAUGAUUUUAAAGAAACAAGUUCAAAAAAUCUAUCUUGUGAGAAUGUAUGUACAAAAUUGUCUCCUAUUGCAUCAUCAAAUGUUAUCAGUACUUCAAAAAUUGCUUGCAUUACAGAGUUACCUAGAAAAGAAGAUAAUUUAAGAACAGUAGGAAAUGAAAAUAAUAUUUCAGAGACAGAAAAUAUUGUUUCUUGUGAGAAAUCUAAUAUACCUCUGGAAAUAAUAUCACCGAAAGUUACUAUAAUACAAGGGGGUUCAGAAAAUGUGUAUAAUGAAACAGAUAAACUGGAUGAUGCCAGUAAAAAUAAUUCUGGGAGCAAAUCUUGUGAAAAAGAGCAGUCUUUAUUUUCCAAAUCGUUUUCAUCAAGUAACGCUGUAAAAUGUGGAGUAUCAAGCUCUUAUAAAUGCAGCGAAAAUGAAACUUCACAACUUCCAUCAAUGAAAAAUAUAUCUUCUGAACAAGGGCAGCUGUUUGCUUCUGAAAGAUUGUCAGAUAGAAAUAAUGAAUACUGUGGAGCAUCAAGAAAUUGCAGCUGCAGGGAUGGUGAAAGUACACAUUUGAUAGCAAAAGAAGUGCUUACUGGAGGAAAAAAGUGUUCCGAUCAAGAAUAUCCGUUGGUUAAAGAAUCAUUAUCAAGGAAUGCUGAACUUUAUGGUACUUCUGACACUUUCAGCUUAUUGAAGAAAAAUGGUGCAAGGGACAUACACCUUGCUAAUUCUGGAAGUAUGUCAAAUGGACCAGGCCAUUCACCCACAAAUGGUACGUCACCAGCCAAGAACAACAAUAAUAAUGGAGUAACAUGCAGUGAUAAAUUUACUGAGGUUGCAAGUGCCCAAACUCUGAGACAGGACAGCAUUUUUAAUUCAGAAAACAUUUCUAAAAAACAGUAUGGAAUAUUGUCAUUUUUUGAAGUGAAGCAGUAUAAUAAUACAGGUGGAAAUGAAUCAUCAGAUUGUGUCAACAUUCAUGACAGUCUACAUGAAAAUAAUACAUUACAUACUGAUUUCAUUACAUGUGGACAGCUGUCUCGUUCGAACGAUACAAAAAGUAGAGCUGAAUAUAGGGUUUUCUCCAGGGAUCCCCAAACUGAAAAAGGGCAGAACUUGAAUGAACUGCUUCAUCCUGAUUCAUGUACAGUAACAGUGGGACAGCAGUUAAGGGAGACACAAUCACAUUUGUUGGACAGAAAACGAAGGAGUGAAAUUGAUUGUCGGAAUCCGUACGGGAAACGGAACUGCCUGGAGAAACCAAGUGGAAAUAUUUCCAUGCCCAAGUGUAAACCAUAUGAGAGUAAUGCAGAUGCGACUGAAGUAUGUAUGUCUAAUUCUAUUUCCACUCAAGAACUAAAUGAAGCUUUUGACAAUAUUAUGAGUAAGAUAGCAGAAUCUGACACAAACAAACAAGAAAAUCAUGUUCCCAUAGCUGGACAAGACAGUUUAGCUGCGCAUACCCUUGGGGACAGUACUGUUGAAGAGGAUGUGUGUAAGGAAACAGACAAAAGAAGCCACAGUCCAGAAAUCAUUAAUAUAAAAUGUCCAAAAGGAUGGAAAGAAAAAUUGGAUCCCAGGGGUAAAAAAUUCUUUGUUCAUAUAGAGAGUGGGUUGACAUCUUACAUUGUACCUAACCAAUUGAUGGCUCAGAAUUUGUAUUCGAUGAGUAAAAGAUUUGCAUUCUUACCCAAAGGGAUGUCACCUAUUUUGGAAAAUGGGGUGAACAGAUCUCACAAGGAGUCAGAAGAAAGAACUUUGACUCCAACUUCGCACCAGACGCUGUGUAAUGUGAUCACAGACAGUUACAGCUUAGUGGAUGAAUUAGCAACUGUCAAGUGGAAGGAUAUGCAAGAAGCAAAGGGAACAGAUUGCAGGGACCUAGUGAAGAAGCUGCUAGCGGAUUCAGACAGCCGAAUGCAAUAUUGUGAGAAGGAGGUGUCCAAUGCUUGUGCUGAGCUACCCAGGAGCACAGUGAAAGUAUACAAUGUGCUCUACCCUUACACCUUUAGUAAGGACAUAUUCUCAAAUUUGCAGGUUUUGGGGCAGAUGGAUAACAAAUUCAUUGUGACAUUAGUUGGUCCAAGGAGUGGGCAGAAUCAAAAUGUUAUUGUCUUAUUUGAUCAGCAUGCAGUUCAUGAACGCAUUAGACUUGAAAGUCUGAUGAAAGGUUACCUUGUUGAAGGCAGUGAUUCAGAAUUCAGAACAGUUGAAGUGAAUCGUUUUAUCACCUUACAUCUGAGCAGCAAAGAAGUUAGGAUUCUCUCUUCUUUCCGAGAGGAUUUUAAAAGACUCGGACUUCAAUUUGAUGUAGUGGAUGAUAGUAGUAUACAAGUAACAAGUGUUCCAGCAUGUCUGUUGGCUCGAGAGCAAAGAGAGGUGCAAGGUCAUGGCAUUUCAGUUCUGAAUGGUUUUCUUGAGAACAUGAUUAGAGAACAAGUUGAUUCCAUUUUGUCUACAAGAGGUGUUGGCAUUCGACUGCCUACGAUUCUGCAAUCAGUCAUCAGCUCUGAAGCUUGCAGAGGAGCUGUGAAGUUCGGUGACCCCUUGUAUCCUGAGGAAUGCGAUGUCCUUCUGAAAAACUUGUCUGAGUGCCAAGUGCCUUUUCAGUGUGCUCACGGGCGACCAGCUUUAGUUCCGAUUGUGGAUUUGCAACAUAUAGAGCAAACUCAAGUUCGACCGAAACCUCAACUCUGGAAGCUGAAGAAAGGGUUAGAAAAGCCAUCUAACUUGUGAAGGAAUCAGUCAUAAUAUUUACUAUGAUGAUUAUUUAUUACUUUAUUUAUUUUAAUUUUAAUGAUUUAUGGGAUGGUGCAAGAAUAAUGUAAUAAUUGAAGCAGACCUAAACUGGAAUAUUAGCGUUGUAUAAUACCUUUGAGGUUGUAUGUUAAAUAGAGAAUAUUUACAUUUUUUUGUAAAAUUUUUAUGUAACAAACAGAAAAGCAGUGUCAUAUGCUAAUGUUAUAUGCUGUUCAUAAUUGUAAAUAAUAAUUGUUCACAUUUUA